Penicillium crustosum is the source of this 186-nucleotide messenger RNA. RefSeq lists its product as uncharacterized. Bases 1 to 186 code for a protein of 61 amino acids. The transcript has 2 exons. Lineage: Eukaryota; Fungi; Ascomycota; Eurotiomycetes; Eurotiales; Aspergillaceae. The record is from RefSeq and is a predicted model, not a curated record.
AUGACCACUUGUAAAGGCAAGUUUACACAGAAGGCCCUAUCACCAGCUCACAAGAUCAUGUCUAAGCCACCUAUUACGGCAGACCAAGCCUAUCACGACUACAGCGAUGACGAUCACCAGACUCCAGGCCCCAAGAUGCCCUCAAUGCUACGAAGAUGGCAUGAGACUGAAAGUCAACAACAAUAA